GGUGACACUUACUCCAGAGAACUCAUUGGCGCCAGUGACUCCUCCUCAGAGUACGGAAUUUGAAGUGGAUCAGACGAAGAAGCACAGGUUCUCGGGAGUGUCUUCUGAUCCAAGCGGCAGAUGGGAAGCCUACCUCUACAACUCCAGGCGAAAAAUAUAUCUUGGAAAUUGGGACGACGAGAAGGACGCAGCAAGGGCUCAUGACAGAGCUGCGAUUUCAAUUUUUGGGAGGCAAUGCACAACAAUCAACCUCCCCCUUUCAGAAUAUGGGGACGAGGUUCCAGUUUUGGAGAUGCUACCAGCUGAGCAAGUCAUUUUCUCUCUCAGGGCGGAGGCGAAGCACAGGCGCAGACUUAGCAAGCUUGCUAACAAGAAGGAAUCACCUCGAGGGAACCAGAAUGGUUUGCAUGCAACUUGUGCGGUUAAUGGUAAGUCACCAUCUGUCAAUGGAGGUUCUCCAUGGCACUUCCUUCCAUGUGACAAUGGGAGUAACUCAAGCUUCAUUUUCAACUCGAGCAUUCCGUCCUUCAAGCUGCCAGGAACUCAACUGCAAGCAGUCGACAGUGCUGGUCACCAGGCGCAAACACCCUCAGUGCAGCUGCAAAAGGGGUCACGUGUCCUUGUUGCCCCUCCGCAGCCUCUCCUUGUUGGGACAGAAGGCAAGGCCACACCGCGCCAUGCGAAGAAGAGGCGCAUGCAGAAUGGGCUGCACGAUAUGGGGAGUCUGCACAUGCCACAUGAGUCCUACAUGGAGGGCUGUGAAGUGCAAGAGAAACAUAAUGUCAGAGACGGUUCUGUUUUAGCCUGCUUUUCUGGGAGUAUGGUACACCCAAGGUUGAUUCAGCAGCAUGCCCUGAUUUACAGGCCAACUGCUCACUUGGCAACAUCACAACCAGGGCUUUGGGCAUUGGACGACAAGGCAUUGAAGUGCCAUGGCGCAACACAUGUUCCU
Messenger RNA from Closterium sp. Naga37s-1, 952 nucleotides. NCBI's taxonomy places the organism in Eukaryota, Viridiplantae, Streptophyta, Zygnematophyceae, Desmidiales, Closteriaceae. The record is from the annotation of a GenBank genome assembly.